Molecule: messenger RNA, 3639 nt
Organism: Mya arenaria
Lineage: Eukaryota; Metazoa; Mollusca; Bivalvia; Myida; Myidae
Product: fibrillin-2-like
Exons: 23
Coding region: 81-2195 (704 amino acids)
Molecular function (GO): calcium ion binding
Source: RefSeq, a predicted model, not a curated record
GUUUUUACCAACACCAUUUCAUCCUGUUAUGUACUGGUAUAAUUAUGAACAUGUUUUAACUAACUUUCAUAGCACGCUGCAUGAUGGAUGCAACAGUGUGGAUAUUUUGUAGUGUUGUGCUUGUAUACUUAAGUGGAUGUGAAUGCGGUUAUUGCACUCAGUACUAUUCAACUUCCGACACUUGUUACCGUACAUCUACCACCUACACAGGUUGUGGAUUCUUGUGGCUCAGUACUUGUUCACAAUACAGUUAUAGGUCUUAUACCUGCUACAAACAGAGCAGUCGACACGUGUGUUGUUCCGGAUAUCAGGGGUCGGGUUGCAGGCAACCAAUUUGUUUCGGAUAUACCAGUUGUCCAAACGGCGGCACUUGUAGAACACCAAACACAUGCAGUUGUCGUACUGGAUUUUCCGGAAGAAAAUGUUCAGACAUUGACGAGUGUAGUUCCGGCACAGCUAGAUGUAAUCACACAUGUGCCAACACACAAGGGUCAUUCACAUGUUCCUGUAGAAGCGGCUAUAGUUUAUCGAGCGACGGAAGAACAUGUUCAGACAUUGACGAGUGUAGUUCCGGCACAGCAAGAUGCAAUCACACAUGUGCCAACACACAGGGGUCAUUCACAUGUUCCUGCAGAAGCGGCUAUAGUUUAAUGAGCGACGGCAGGACAUGUUCAGACUUAAAUGAAUGUAGUUUCGGCACAGCCAGAUGUACUCACACAUGUGCCAACACACAAGGCUCGUUCACAUGCUCCUGUAAUAGCGGAUAUAUGUUAUUGAGCAACGGCAGAACGUGUUCCGAUGUAAAUGAGUGUAGUUCGGGCACAGCAGGAUGUAGUCACAUAUGCACCAACACAGCAGGCUCAUUCACAUGUUCAUGUAGAAGCGGCUAUACAUUAUCGGGCGACGGCAGAUCAUGUUCUGAUGUAAAUGAGUGUAGUGCCGGCACAGCAAGAUGUAAUCACACAUGUACCAACACACCAGGUUCAUUCACAUGUGCCUGUAGAAGUGGUUAUAGUUUAUCGAGCGACGGCAGAACAUGUUCUGAUCUAAAUGAGUGUAUUUCCGGCACAGCUCGAUGUAGACACAUUUGCACAAACACAGCAGGCUCAUUUACAUGUUCCUGUAGAAAUGGCUAUACUUUAUCUAGCAACGGCAGAUCUUGUUCUGAUGUAAAUGAGUGUAGUUCCGACACAGCGAGAUGUAGUCACACAUGUACUAACACACAAGGCUCAUUCACAUGCUCAUGUAGAAGCGGCUUUAGUUUAUCGAGCGAUGGUCGGACAUGUUUUGACAUUGACGAGUGUAGUUCCGGUACAGCGAGAUGCAAUCACACAUGUGCCAACACACAGGGGUCAUUUACAUGCUCCUGUAGAAGCGGCUAUAGAUUAGCGAGUGACGGCAUAACAUGUUCAGAUAUAAACGAGUGUAGUUCUGGCAGAGCGACAUGUCAACAUGAUUGUACUAACACAAACGGCUCAUUCACAUGUUCCUGCAGAGUCAGCUAUACAUUAUCGAGUGACGGCCGGUCUUGUUUUGACAUUGACGAGUGUAGUUUCGGCACAGCUAGAUGUAAUCACACAUGUGCAAACACACAAGGGUCAUUCACAUGUUCCUGCCAAAUCGGGUAUAGUUUAUCGAGCGACGGAAGAACAUGUUCAGAUGUAAAUGAGUGUAGUUCCGGCAUAGCAAGAUGUACCCACACAUGUGCCAACACACAAGGCUCGUUCACAUGUUCCUGUAGAAGCGGUUAUACAAUAUUAAGCAACGGCAGAACGUGUUCCGAAGUAAAUGAGUGUAGUUCUGGCACAGCGAGAUGUAGUCACAUAUGCACCAACACAGCAGGCUCAUUCACAUGUUCCUGUAGAAGCGGCUAUAUUCUAUCUAGCGACAGAAGAUCAUGUUCUGAUGUAAAUGAGUGUAGUUCGGACACAGCAGGAUGUAGUCACAUAUGCACCAACGCAGCAGGCUCAUUCACAUGUUCAUGUAGAAGCGGCUAUACUUUAUCGGGCGACGGCAGAUCAUGUUCUGAUGUAAAUGAGUGUAGUGCCGGCACAGCAAGAUGUAAUCACACAUGUACCAACACACCAGGUUCAUUCACAUGUUCCUGUAGAAGUGGCUAUAGUUUAUCGAGCGACAGCAGAAUAUGUUCUGGUUUGUUUUCAAUUCGUAUCACACACUUUAUUUGUAUUGAUUAAAAAGGACGCCGACUUAACAUAAGACUGUUUUACAACGAACUUAACAGGAACAUCAGACUUGAGUAUUCUUAUUACUUAUCAAUAGCUUUAUUUAAACGUUUUUACAUAUUAUUGAAUUUGACUUAAUAUAUGCCUACUUUUCCAGAUGUAAAUGAGUGUAUUUCCGGCACAGCCCGAUGUAGUCACAUAUGCACAAACACAGCAGGCUCAUUCACAUGUUCCUGUAGAAAUGGCUAUACUUUAUCUAGCAAUGGCAAAUCAUGUUCUGGUUUGUUCUCAGUAGCAUCACAAACUGUAUUUGAAUUAUACAUUUUGUUUGCAUCUAAACAGAGGACAGUUUCACAACUGAUAUGUUGCAGAAACAUAAAAAAUGAGAAUCCUAAGCAGAAAUUCAUUGAGGUUAUAAACUAAAGGCCAUUUUGGUACUUAAAUGUAAUUUACUACAGAAGUCUCUAUACUCAAUUAACGCGUGUGUUUCAAAACGCACUUUUAACUCUGGUUUUUUAUUUAAACAGUUCUGUUCGUCCCCAUGUUAUUGUCUGUGGGAAGAUUUAGCGUCUGAGAGUGUUCUAUUUGUUGCUGCAAAACAAUAUGUCAACCCGUCAUUGUAUGCAAAUCCCAUGUGUCAUAUAUUGGUGGUGAUCCCAACAAUAAGCAUUAACGAUGAACAUAUUUUAAUCUAGGAAAUACAAUAAAGGCAAUAUUUACGGGUGCUUUAAAUUGAUCAAAUGAAAGGGAAUAUAAUUUUACUGUUAACGUUAAUCCAUGCAAUUUGAUACAACCAUAUCGAUACAUGUCAUUCCAGAUGUAAAUGAGUGUAGUUCCGACACAGCAGGAUGUAGUCACACAUGUACUAACACACAAGGCUCAUUCACAUGCUCAUGUAGAAGCGGCUUUAGUUUAUCGAGCGACGGCCGGGCAUGUUUUGACAUUGACGAGUGUAGUUCCGGCACAGCGAGAUGCAAUCAUACAUGUGCCAACACACAGGGAUCAUUUACAUGCUCGUGCAGAAGCGGCUAUAGUUUAGCGAGUGACGGCAUAACAUGUUCAGAUGUAAAUGAGUGUAGUUCAGGCACAGUGAUAUGUAGUCACACAUGUACCAACACACCAGGCUCAUUCACAUGUUCCUGUAGUAACGGCUAUACUUUAUCGAGCGACGGCAAAACAUGUUCAGAUAUAAACGAGUGUAGUUCUGGCAGAGUGACAUGUCAUCACACAUGUACUAACACAAACGGCUCAUUCACAUGUUCGUGUAGAGGCGGCUAUACAUUAUCGAGUGACGGCCGGUCUUGUUCUGACAUUGACUAGUGUAGUUUCGGCACAGCUAGAUGUAAUCACACAUGUGCAAACACACAAGGGUCAUUCACAUGUUCCUGCCGAAUCGGGUAUAGUUUAUCGAGCGACGGAAGAACAUGUUCAGAUGUAAAUGAGUGUAGUACCGGAA